Messenger RNA from Populus trichocarpa (black cottonwood), 2440 nucleotides. Its product is annotated as protein PIN-LIKES 6. The coding region runs from base 1077 to 2315 and encodes 412 amino acids. Gene Ontology annotation, cellular component: membrane. The record is from RefSeq and is a predicted model, not a curated record. NCBI's taxonomy places the organism in Eukaryota, Viridiplantae, Streptophyta, Magnoliopsida, Malpighiales, Salicaceae. The transcript is spliced from 10 exons. Gene Ontology annotation, biological process: endoplasmic reticulum to cytosol auxin transport.
CAUGUCCUUUGAAACCUUUCGUAGAGAAAACCUUGGAAAGUCUGUGAUAUCCAUGGAACUUCCAGUUACCAUUAAGAAAGCGCUCAAACGCUAUGCAUACACACCCUGUGAUAUGCUACAACUUUGCUCAAAUUGUGGAUGACUGCGUUCAUCAGUUCGGUUCUUAAUUAAGGAAGCAAGAAUCUAAGUAUGAGAGGUGGACACGUACGGCGCUUGUUGUAGGAGUACGGGAAAGGGACACUCGAUUUGCAGCUCAGCAUUGAAAGUGAAGGGGGAGGGUAGCUGAUAAAAUGAGUGGAGAUGGGAGAAACGCACAGAGAGUUGAUUGCCCAAACAAAGACAUGUUGGAAGAUGCAUCCAAUAUUUGUGUAGUUAGCUAGAUAUCACAAGCACAUGCAGCUCUGUUCUUUAUCACCAUGUAUCUUAAAUCUUAAUUUAAAACACCAGAUGUUGACCACGAAGUUUCCAAUGUCCCUAUCAAAUUGGCAGAAGCUGGUGAUAAACAGUUAGCAGAGAUGCGUGUUGCUCAUUGCAGGCUCGUGUUCUGGCUCUCGGUGUGGAGACGAGCAAGGGGCCUCCUCGUUUCUUUCUUUCUUUCUUGUCGAAGAUUGUUAUUAUUAUGGCUGGCUAGUUAUAUCCAAAUUUAAAUUGGAAUGAGAAUAGCAAAGAGCCAGUGAUUGGGCUUGGCUCUUUGCUAGCUUUUUCCUUCGCCUUUUUUCUUUGUUUUUUUUUAAUACUUUUAAGAAAAUCUAUCAGAUUCACUUACUUUUUACUUUUUCACUUUUGAUAUAAUUUUUAAAUACCAUUAUAAAUUCUUCGAUCGUUUUAAAUUCAUAAGGUUAAUUUUGUCGUCUUCAAUUUCUCUCUUCCACUACUGUUACUGUUAGAGUUACCGUUUAAAAUAAGUUUGUUAAUAUAAUGGAGUAUCCUUCAUUUUCAUUAUUGAGUUUUGCAGAGGAUUCUUCUGAAUGUGUUAGGGAUUUAGUCUAAAUGACAUUUAUAUUAUCUUGUUAAAGGACUGCCUGAGCAGACUUGGUGAACGAGUGAAGCGAUUGGCUUCUUUCAAGAAAGAGGCCAUGGAGAGAUUCUUAUCAGCUAUGGUACCCGUGGGAAACCAGGCCGGAGGACAGUCGCUCUUAAACACCAUCAAAAUUGCUGUUCUGCCUAUAGCCAAAGUUUUUACCAUGUGCUUCUUGGGAUUUCUUAUGGCCUCCAAGUAUGUUAACAUCUUGCCAGCUAGUGGAAGGAAACUCUUAAAUGGGCUGGUUUUUUCGCUUCUGCUACCUUGCUUGAUAUUUUCUCAACUUGGCCAAGCUGUCACUUUAGAGAAAAUGUUGGAGUGGUGGUUUAUUCCCAUGAAUGUUGUUCUUGGCUCCAUAUCUGGCUCAAUAAUAGGUUUUGUUGUUGCAUCCAUUGUCCGGCCACCUUACCCAUUCUUCAAGUUUUCAAUCAUACAAAUCGGAAUUGGGAAUAUUGGGAAUGUGCCACUUGUCUUGAUUGCAGCUCUAUGUAGAGAUACAUCCAACCCUUUUGGCGACUCAGAAAAAUGUAGCACAGAUGGGACUGCCUACAUCUCAUUUGGCCAGUGGGUUGGUGCAAUCAUUUUAUACACAUAUGUAUUUAACAUGUUGGCGCCUCCACCGGAAGUUACCUUCGAUAUUGAGGAUGCGAAUCUUUCCAUCAAGAGCCCAGCAAAAGAUGCUCCCCCUGAGCAAGUCCCAUUGCUUCUCCAGGAGGAUGCACCAGAAGAAUUGGAUGCGCUAAAGAGAGGGAAGAUUAAACAAUUUCUGGUCUUUCUCUAUGUCAAAUUGAAGCUCAAGCAAAUUCUUCAGCCCCCUAUCAUUGCUUCUAUCCUAGCUAUGUUCCUUGGCGCAGUACCAUUUUUGAAGCGAUCGAUCUUUACAACUGAUGCUCCACUUUUCUUUUUCACUGACAGCUGUAUGAUUCUCGGGGAGGCCAUGAUUCCAUGCAUUUUGUUGGCACUAGGAGGCAAUCUCAUUGAUGGACCGGGAAGUUCUAAACUUGGUUUUCGGACAACUGCCGCUAUUAUUUUUGGUCGGUUAGUUUUGGUGCCUCCUGCUGGACUUGGCAUAGUUACAUUGGCUGAUAAGCUUGGCUUCCUCCCUCCUGGUGAUAAGAUGUUCAAGUUUGUCCUGCUUCUGCAACAUACAAUGCCUACAUCUGUCCUUUCUGGUGCCGUGGCCAAUCUAAGAGGCUGUGGAAGAGAAGCUGCUGCUGUUCUAUUCUGGGUUCAUAUUUUUGCUAUUUUUUCAAUGGCUGGAUGGAUUGUCCUUUAUCUCAACUUACUGUUCUGAAAUCGCUGCGUUAAGUAUGUGUUUCUUAACGGUUGGCCGAGUUAACAAACGAAGCUUUGUUUGUAAGUGCUGCAGAAGGUGCUGUAGAAUAUAUAUAUUAAGCUUCAGUAUGAUUCCUUUUUUUA